AUGCGAUUUCUGUGCAGCCGCUUCGCACAAUGUUCAAAUUUCUCAAAACGAGCUGUUUCUCAGUUGCAAAAACAGCAACGAAAAGACAAUCGAGCCGAUACGGGAGUUCUUGGCGAGUAUCAUCACACUCCACUCGGUAAAUCCGAUCUGCCACAACGGACACGAGUCUCCUAUUUGUCGGCUCAGAUGUUGGAAGCGAAGCAAAUUGGCGUUCGAGGGCUUUCUUGUGUGGGAUUUCGGAUGAUUGAUGGAAGUUUUCUCUAUGGACCAGUUGCUUUAUUCCCGAAAGUUGCGCUAUCUUGGAGAGUUCUUACCCCCGAUGACAUCACACCGGAAUCUCUCGCGCUUUUUGUCAAUCUUGAGCCAAAGAUUGAUGUGCUCGUUGUUGGUGCCGGUGAUAAGAAGAACAUUGAUAAAAUUCGACAUCGGAUAGCGGGAUUUCUCCGUGAGCACAAAAUUGGGCUGGAGAUCAUGGACACCGAGGAUGCCAUUUCUACCUUCAAUUUUCUGAAUGCAGAAGGGAGGUAUGUGGCAGCAGCUCUCUAUCCACCCGACGAAAUGCUUGUCUCUGAUGCGGAAUAUGGGCGAGCACUCAAUGUUCUUCGAUCGUUCGACACUUUGGAAGAAAAUCCGCUCACUUUGGGAUUGUUUUCAUUUCCGGACACAAAUGAGGAUCUUGUGAAGAAAAUUUGGGGAUCUGACGAAAGUUGGGAUGAAAUUAAAAGAAAAGUUUUGCAAAUUGAUAAGCGUGAACAGCGACUAUUGGAUGAUGGAAAGAAAAACAAA
Molecule: messenger RNA, 786 nt
Organism: Mesorhabditis belari
Lineage: Eukaryota; Metazoa; Nematoda; Chromadorea; Rhabditida; Rhabditidae
Source: the annotation of a GenBank genome assembly